Trifolium pratense (red clover) is the source of this 2688-nucleotide messenger RNA. RefSeq names its product repetitive organellar protein-like. The record is from RefSeq and is a predicted model, not a curated record. Bases 37 to 2505 code for a protein of 822 amino acids. Lineage: Eukaryota; Viridiplantae; Streptophyta; Magnoliopsida; Fabales; Fabaceae. The transcript has a single exon.
CAUCUUCGCAAAGCUGUUAUUGUUGAGUUUGCCCAGAUGGAGAGCUCUAGCUAUUCUAACGCUGAGUGUGACGAAGUAAGUGGAUCGGUUACUCCAUCUCAGAAGCAAGAGUUGCUGAAAUUUGAGCUUCUAUCUCUCAAAACUGACUUACCUCCUACCGAUGAUGAUGAUGAUAAUAGCUCUGUGGCUUCUAUGAAUGAGGGUUGUGAAUCACCUUUAUCAUCCUGGGAUUCUGAACCUGAAACUGAUAUCCCAUCUUUGAUCAAUUGUGAUGGCAUGCCUGAUCAAGGAUCCCUUCAAAGUAUUAACCUGGAAGAGAACUAUCUUGGUAUGGAAGAACAAAACCAGUUUGUUGGGGUCGAAAAUUCGGAUGAUGGUUUAUUGUGGGAGAUGGACAAUAGAAGUUAUGAUGACUUGGUUAAAAAGUUCUUGGAAAAGGAGGAAGAGCUAAGAUUGUCAUAUUUUAGACUUGAGCUUUUGGAACAAGAGAAUAUCAAUUUGAAGGUUCAAGCUGAGAAUAGCGAGGGUCAGCUUGAAAAUGUGAGUAAAGAAUUAAAGCUGAAAGAGGAGGAGUUGCAUAAACAAAGAGAGCUUUCGGAAGAAGAGAUUUCCAAGUUGAAGAUUCAAAUUGAGAAAAGUGAGAAUCGGCUUAAUAAUGUGAAUAAAGAAUUGAAGCGGAAAGAGGAGGAACUAAAAAUACAAAAAGGGGUUUGGGAAAAAGGCAUUUCAUAUUGGGAGUUUCAAAUUGAGAAAAGUGAGAAUUGGCUUGAAAAUGUGAGCAAAGAAUUAAAGCUGAAAGAGGAGGAGUUGCAUAAACAAAGAGAGUUUUCGGAAGAAGAGAUUUUCAAGUUGAAGAAUCAAAUUGAGAAAAGUGAGAAUCGGCUUAAUAAUGUGAAUAAAGAAUUGAAGCGGAAAGAGGAGGAACUAAAAAUACAAAAAGAGCUUUCAAAUAAAGACAUUUGGUAUUUGAAGACUCAACUUGAGAAACGUGAGAAUCAGCUUAAUAACGUGAGUGAAGAACUGAAGCUAAAAGAGGAGGAACUGGAAAUACAAAAAGAGCUUUCGGAAGAAAAGAUUGUGAAGUUCAAGGUUCAAUUUGUGAAAAGUGAAAUUCGGUAUAAUACUGUGAAUGAAGAAUUGAAGCUGAAAAAGGAGGAACUGAACAAACAAAAGGAGCUUUCAGAAGAAGAGAUUUUCAAAUUGAAGACUCAAAUUGAGAAAAGUGAGAUUCAGCUUAAUAAUGUGAAUGAAGAAUUGAAGCUGAAAGAGGAGGAACUGAAUAAACAAAAGGAGCUUUCAGAAGAAGAGAUUUUCAAAUUGAAGACUCAAAUUGAGAAAAGUGAGAUUCAGCUUAAUAAUGUGAAUGAAGAAUUGAAGCUGAAAGAGGAGGAACUGAAUAAACAAAAGGAGCUUUCAGAAGAAGAGAUUUUCAAGUUGAAGACUCAAAUUGAGAAAAGUGAGAUUCAGCUUAAUAAUGUGAAUGAAGAAUUGAAGCUGAAAGAGGAGGAACUGAAUAAACAAAAGGAGCUUUCAGAAGAAGAGAUUUUCAAGUUGAAGACUCAAAUUGAGAAAAGUGGGGAAGAAUUGAAUCUGAAACGGGAGGAGCCGCUAAAAAUAAUUGCUGAUAUUACAAAUUUGGUGGACCGGCUUGAGGUAGAUCAUGAAAAUCUGGUGAAACAAGUUAAGAUAUCGAAGGAUGAAAUUGCAAUUUUAAGAAUGGAACUUAACAGCAAGUCAUGUGAAACUGAUCUAUUGCAUGGCCAGCUUAAAGUGACAGCCCAAUCAGCAUUGGAGUUACUUGCAGAAAAUCGAAAGCUAGGAGACUUGGUUAAAAUGUAUGAGGCUAAUGAAACUAACCAUGAGCAAGAGGUGCGAAAAUUGAAGUCGGAAUUGCUUGACUGGCAAGCUAAGUUCUCUUUUGAUAUUGCAAGUUUGUCAAAAAUGAAUAUGGAAUUGACCUCUAAACUGGAGGAUUGUAAUUCUAGAAACAAGAAAUUAGAAAACAAACUAAGGCAAUAUGAAGCUGAAAAGUUGAAUCAAGAAGAGCUGCAUGGUACUCAAAAAAUUGUUUUGCAAGAUGAAAUCAUCUCUUUGAGGCAAGAACUUGAACAGAGAAUGGAUGAUGCAGAAGCCACAGAUAAGCAAUUGGACAUGGUAAUGCUUGAACUAGUUGAAGCCAAUGUCAUAAUUGAUAAUUUUAAAGCUGAGAUAUGCUCCCGCGAUGAUAAAAUAUCAAAUAUGCAGAAAUAUAUUGAUGAUGUAAAAACAUCGUUGAAGGAGCUGAUGAUGGACUAUAACACUGCACUGAAUGAACUAUAUAACGUGAACCUGAGAUUGGGAGAACUCGAAAAAGAGGUGACUAGACAGAAUGGCGUGAUCUCGGAUAUGGCUGAGGAGAAGAAGGAAGCAAUUAGACAACUAUGUCUUUCACUUGAGGACUAUAAGAGUAAACUUGAGCACUGCAAGAGUGGAUAUAAUGAACUUCUUCAAACAUUAUAUGGUUAAAGGUGUCGUGGCAGUCGUGCUGUUAUCGCUUCCUAAGGUUACAUUUAGUCGUGUCUCGUCGUUUCAUUUUGUUUAGUUUUUGUUAAUUUUGGUUCUUAUUAGAUUUUUAUCAGUUUCUUAAUUGUUCCUGCUAUGCACCUAAACAUUGCAGAAUUUGUGUGUUUCUUCUUAUAAAUCAAAACU